Striga hermonthica is the source of this 924-nucleotide messenger RNA. The record is from the annotation of a GenBank genome assembly. Lineage: Eukaryota; Viridiplantae; Streptophyta; Magnoliopsida; Lamiales; Orobanchaceae.
AUGGAGAUUGGAGGAGCGAACAAAAGGGGCAGACCCGAGGUUGGCCUCAAUGGCCAUGGCGGUUUCAAGAAGUCCAAACAAGAAAUGGAGUCCAUUACAAGUGGUAUAGGAAGCAAAUUGAAGCCAUGCACAAAGUUUUUCAGUGCUUCCGGUUGCCCGUUCGGUGACGGUUGCCACUUCCUGCAUUAUGUCCCUGGUGGCAUCAAGGCCGUCACCCAGAUACUCGGCAACAACCCGGCCCUCCCUUCUGCGCCUCGUAACCCGAUGCCACCCCCUCCCGCUCCUUUCCAAGAUGGGCCUGGGCCUGGGCCUGGGCCUGGACCCGUUCCUGCCCCCUUCAUAAAGACUCGCCUGUGCAACAAGUUCAAGACGGCCGAGGGCUGCAAGUUUGGGGACCAGUGCCAUUUUGCCCACGGCGAGUGGGAGCUUGGGAAGCCUGCUGCAGCAGCCCCACCACAGCCACAUGACGAACCCCGAAGAAGGUUUGGCGGCGGCGGCGGCAAUUGGGCAGAUCCCGGCCCGCCGAACCCACCGGCGGGCUUCGGGGCAUUGGCCACUGCCAAGAUCAGCAUUGAUGCUUCUCUGGCAGGGGCGGUGAUCGGGAAGGGUGGGGUGAACUCGAAGCAGAUAUGCCGGAUGACAGGGGCCAAGCUGUCGGUGAGGGACCACGAGACGGACGCAAACCUGAGGAACAUUGAGCUGGAAGGCAGCUUCGAGCAGAUGAGUGAGGCGAGCCGGAUGGUGCAGGAGCUGAUAGUCAAUAUUAGGGCAGGCGCUGCUGGCCGUGGUGGAGGCGGUGGUGGGUUUGGGAACAACUACAAGACCAAGAUUUGUGAGAAUUUCAACAAGGGGUCGUGUACGUUUGGGGAGAGGUGCCAUUUCGCGCAUGGCCAAGGGGAGUUGCGCAGAUCUGCUGUCUUGUGA